AAUGUCAACAAAGAGACCGAAAAAGACGUCUUCGGAAACUUCGGCCGACUUUAUGGCGAAUAAACGGAUUCGAGAUGUGGACAGCAUUUCGAGUAAACAAUUAAAUCAAUUGCAGACCAAAUGUUUCGUCGAAUGUUUGGAAACAGAAAAAAGUCUUUUUCUCAAGAAAUCCAAGAAGAAAACACGUCCACCGAAACCCGUCGACGGACAGUAUUGGGCCGAACGUAUAGAAACGGCGCGCGUCAACUCUGGCGGAGAUUUGGUUUAUCUGAUCAAAUGGGAGGGAUAUUCGUCGUCUUCAAACACGUGGCAAAACACUCGCGAUCUGAUUGGCGGAGAUUUGUUUCUUUUCCGCGAUUUCUUCAUUCGAAUGUUUGAUUCGGAAACAGAUAUUGAAAUGUAUUCGGAAAACGAUUUUUCGGAUUUAAGCGAAUCCUUGAGUUCUUUAGUCGUUUCGGCGGAUCCGGCGAUUCUCAACCGCAUCAAUGACGUCGUCGAAGCCGAAGACGCGAACCAAAGACAGUUAGACAAGACUUUGCGGCGAAUGGCCGACCAAUUGAAGCCAUUGUUGGAAGCGUUUCGACGAUUGCGUGGAUCUGUUGAAGGAAAACAAGAAGAAUGGACUCAAAGAGUAUUCACGAGAUUCGGUGUUAAAGAACUAAAAAUCGACGAAAGAUUCGGAAGUUUAAGAAAAUUCAUUGAAUUUUCGCGAAAAAGAAGACAAACUCUUUUGGAUUUAGAAAAAUGGACACAAAAUACCGGAGUUUUGGCCGACAAUCGGRUGGACGUGUCGGUUCCGCCGCAAAUCUGCGAAUCAGGCCAUUCGGUGACGGAACUGCCUUUGAACGGUCCUCCGCCGCUCCCGAAGUGCGAAUGUCAAGACGAUUGUCGGCGAACGCGAUGUGUUUGUGGAACGGCUUUAUAUCGCGAAGGAAGACGUUUCCGAUCUUCUCAUGUCGUCUAUGAAUGCAAUCAAAGAUGUCUUUGCGGCCAAAAGUGUCCGAAUCGCCGAAUUCAAAACGGCGCCACUGUCCGACUGCAGGUGUUCCGCACUCGCGACCGCGGAUGGGGUCUUCGGACUUUGGACCGCGUGUCGUAUCGUUCGUUUGUCGGCGAAUAUCGCGGGGAUGUCUUGUCUUCUUGCGAAACAAUAGAAAGAGAUUCGACUUAUUUGUUCCAAAUUGACGCCGAGUUCUGCGGAAUUCCCGUUUUUAUUGACGGAAAACGUCGCGGAAAUGUCAUGCGAUUCGCCAAUCAUUGUUGUUCACCCAAUAUGGACGUCCAUUUGGCGUUCGUCGGCACUCAAGAUGUCGUUCCAAGAGUCGCUUUCUUCGCCAAUCGCAAUAUCUCUGCGGGAGAAGAACUGACUUACGAUUACGGAAGACAAACACUGCAUUCCGACGCCGACGGGAAUUUCGUUCCCGACGAGUCCGACUCGGGAUAUGCGUCCAGUUGUUCGCGUGAUUUGGCCGAAGAGGCGAUCACGUGUUUGUGUGGAUCAGAAAAGUACGUCCGUCGAAGCGACGCUUAUGUGAAGCGAAAACUCAGACACAGCGAGUCUGUCUCCGCAGAGAACAGCAUUCGGGAAGAGAUCGAAAGCACGACCGACGGCUGUCAGGAGAGCGUCUGCUUCUGGAGAACGGAUGCGUUCACAGAGAACAACAAAAAGACGUGUUUUGUUUUCAUUUGGAAAAACACGAAAUUCAGACAAACAAACGGUAAAAGACCGCAAUUGCCGAACAACUUGACGGAUGUGUUCGGCAAAGAGCGGACGUUCGUGAUAUCGGAGGGCGAAAAGCGCCGAAUGAAGAGAAAUGUGAGGAAAAAGAAAUUUCGCGAAAUUUCACAAAAAAUGGACUCAAAUUUGAAUUCAACUGAAAACGCAUUUUUCGGCGUUUUUUCGACAGAAAGUCAUUUCACGGCUGAAGAAGAGAAUGCAGUUAUCGCUGAUAUAAAUCAAUCGGUUGAAGAGAUCAAUGAAACGGAAGUCACGGAAACUCUUUUGACGACAACUGUAGUCAAGAGUGAAGUCAAUGAAGAAAAUGUAGAAAACGUUGAAACAAUUGAAGAACCGAUUGAAGACCAAUAUACCGUCGAAGCAAUUGUCGGCAAAAGAAAAAGAGGUCAGAAAGUCGAGUAUUGCGUCAAAUGGAUGGGAUUUGGAGCCGAAGAGAACACGUGGGAACCGAUCGAAAACCUGAACUGCGAUGAACUCAUCUCUGCUUUUGAAUUAACUAAUAAUCAAACGCAAAGUCAAACUCCGAGUCGAAGAGGAAGAAAACCAAAGCCAAAGACUCCGGUCGUCGGCAACGGAUUCGCGCGCGGACUCAAACCCAAGCGAGUUGUGGGCGUUUCCGAGAAAGACGGACAACUCGUUUACGCCAUAGAAUGGAACGGACAAAACACGGCCGAAGACAUCCCGGCGACUGUGGCCCGAGAAAAGUGUCCGCAACUGGUGAUUGCGUUUCUGCAGUCGAAAUUGGUGAUAAAGCGGAACGGUCCGCGUCGUCCGCUGGAGUCGUACCGCCCUCUGGCGUCAAAACAGUUUUCCAUUUUCAAUAAUUGAGUUUUAUUUGGAUUAAAAUCUCUUAAAUCUUCAAAAUCUCUUCAAAAUCUUCGAUUUCUUUUAUUAAAAUGCAUUCCAUUA
Molecule: messenger RNA, 2647 nt
Organism: Oppia nitens
Lineage: Eukaryota; Metazoa; Arthropoda; Arachnida; Sarcoptiformes; Oppiidae
Exons: 3
Coding region: 2-2566 (854 amino acids)
Cellular component (GO): nucleus
Molecular function (GO): histone methyltransferase activity; zinc ion binding; protein binding
Source: RefSeq, a predicted model, not a curated record